This is a messenger RNA of Puccinia graminis f. sp. tritici CRL 75-36-700-3, 267 nucleotides long. RefSeq lists its product as uncharacterized. Lineage: Eukaryota; Fungi; Basidiomycota; Pucciniomycetes; Pucciniales; Pucciniaceae. Bases 1 to 267 code for a protein of 88 amino acids. The transcript has 2 exons. The record is from RefSeq and is a predicted model, not a curated record.
AUGUUCCCAAAAUUCGCCAGAGGUGGAGCUUUAGGUGGAGCAAUCCGACAUGUGGAAUUGGGACUUGUGAAACUUGGCGUGCCGGGUCCAAGGAAAGAGCUCAAGCCUCCGGCCGCGUUAGCGGUGCCGAGGAUUGGAAGCUCCGUAAGUUCUCAGCCAGGCCUACUCCAACCAGCAUCGAUUCAUCUCAAGGCCAUCUCAUCGGAUGGCUUCUCCAGGACGAUCAAGGGGGACCACCUCGGCCCAGACACGGUCUCCCACUUGUGA